Molecule: messenger RNA, 1788 nt
Organism: Galdieria sulphuraria
Lineage: Eukaryota; Rhodophyta; Bangiophyceae; Galdieriales; Galdieriaceae
Product: MFS transporter, PAT family isoform 2
Exons: 10
Coding region: 127-1716 (529 amino acids)
Cellular component (GO): membrane
Molecular function (GO): acetyl-CoA transmembrane transporter activity
Source: RefSeq, a predicted model, not a curated record
AAUAGUAAAAAGGCCAUUCCAUUUUCAAAAUUGUGUCUUUUCAUUGGGUGUGGCACGUGAAAGAGGAGUGUUGUUUUAAGCGCACUGUUCUAAAACAAGUUUAUACAACCAACCGUUGUUUGUUUCAUGGUUUUGAAGAGGCAUCUAACGGGUUCAAAGUUUUUAGGAAAACAGUUAGGUAUAGUGUCUAGUCACAAUUCUGAACAAGUACCGGUUGGUAGUGUGCACGAAAAAUGCACUGUUGACAGUGACAAACGCGAUAUGAUUGCAGUAGAACAAGUAAAUAGUGACGACCUCGAAAGGAAAGACUCCAAAGUACAUAGUUUUUGCAGGAACGAAAUUCCUUCUCUUGUUCUUCUUACUAGUCUAUACUUUCUACAAGGCCUUCCUAUGGGCCUGAUGUUUGGUUCUAUUCCUUUUCUUAUGCAGGAAAGAGCAAGUUAUACUCAAAUUGGAAUAUUUACUCUUGCAACAUAUCCCUACUCUCUGAAGCUCCUUUGGAGUCCACUGGUAGAUGGCUAUUAUUCAAGAAGAAUGGGUCGUAGAAAAACAUGGAUUAUUCCCGUUCAAACUUUAUCUGGGCUUUCACUGGUGUUAUGUGGCAAGAAGAUAGAAAGUUGGGUAGAAAAUGUGCAAGUGACUCCCUUGACUGUGAUAAGUUUUUUGUUAGUCUUGAUGGUUGCUACACAAGAUAUUGCAGUAGAUGGCUGGGCACUUACUAUGUUGUCAAAGACGUUCAUUGGCUAUGCGUCCACUUGUCAGUCUUUAGGUGUUACUUGUGGUUUUUUCAGUUCUUUUACUGGUUUCCUUGCCUUGAGCGACGAAUACUUUUGUGAUACUUAUAUUCGAUUUUUUAUUGGAGGACAAGGAGCUCUACUAUCUUUAUCAGGAAUGCUUAUAUUAACUGGUAUUCUAUAUUUGUGCCUUACUGCCGUAUUGAUUAUUCUUAAACGAGAAGAUCCUCCACCAAGAAGUGCAUCUACUUGCAAAGUUUCAACUUUUUUCCAUCAAUUGUAUCGUUUGAUGCAGCUUCCUAAUUUAAGGACUUUGAUUGGAGUUUUAUUAUUAGCAAAAAUAGCUUUUGCUGUACAGGACAAUGUAUAUUCCUUAAAGCUUUUAGAACGUGGUUUUCGUCGUCAGGAUUUGGCAUUCGUUGCUAUAUUUCAACUACCGUUUCAAGUAUUGGGCACUAUUUUGAUUGGCCGUUGGUCUACAGGAGUGAAACCUUUAUCUCCCUAUUUGUUAGGAUACAAGUUAAGACUCAUUUUGAUGAUACCUUGUACACUUGUCAUCGUUUUGAUUGAAAAGAAUAAUCAGUCUCGUUAUUUCAUUUGGGUUGUUAUUUUGAAUAUAUUAUAUCACAUUGCCAGCGAUGUUUUGAUGUUUGUUUCUAUGGGAGCCUACUUUGCUCGCAUAUCAGAUGAAAAUAUUGGCGGAACUUAUUUGACUUUAUUGAAUACGUUGCAGAAUUUGGGUGGAACAUGGCCUAAAUUGUUGGCACUUUUGUUUGUAGAUCGUCUUACAUGGAAACAUUGUGAAUCGCAAUCUUCGUUGCUAGACAUGACUCAUGAAGUGGUUUGUAAAGUUUGGGUUGAUGGUAUGUUACUAUCUUUGUUCUUUUUUGUGUCUAUUGGUGGGUGCUUUAUUAAUGCCUUGGAUUCAACUACGAAUCAGAUAUUUGGAAACUUUACCUCCAGAAAGUUUUGCUUUGGAUGAAUAAUACUCUCUUCUUUUCGUUUUGUGGAAUCAUUGUAUUCUCUUUCAUUAGAUAAAUAUCUUAUUGUUUGG